CGAUGUCUGGGACUGGGAGAGUAUAAGGUUCUGAGGUUGGACAGCUCCAGCUCCAGGCAGCAGUUUUCGAUUACACCGUUUUUUCCUUUUGUGGAAGAGAGAGAGGAGAUAAAUUGCCAGGCUCCACAUUGAAGCAGUCAUUCAACAACAGAUCUAACCAUGGAGUUCAGAAGAACCUGUUUGGUUUUUGGAAUACUCCUCCUGGUGAAUUGCUCAUUCCAGCAGGCUUUCCCUAUGAAGAAAACAGUUAAAAAAGGUAGGUGGUGGGUUGAGAAUAUAUUAUUUACGCCCAAUGUUGAAAUUGCUUUUAAUCAAUCAUUUUGAAUCUGAGAGAAAUUACAUUUUUGUUACAAACAGCUCUCAUUGUUCAGAGGAUUAACUGUAUUUUGAGUCAAAUGUGAUUUUAUGAGUCUUGCCAGAACAUUGCCUGCAAUACACAUCAAUAAUUUAAAGCAACACAUCUGGCAUUGCCAUCUUACUGGAGCAGGAGCCUAGUGCUCAAACUUUCUGUAAUCUUUAAUUGAGUCCAUCCUGUUUUCCCCCCGUUUCUGUUCUGUGGUGCUCCAGAUGAAGGCAAAGAUGCAGCCAUAGAGAAGCUGCAGAAGCAGAUCAAUGACAUUGUUCAGGAUCUAAAUAUUAUGAAGGAGCAACAGGCUUUGCAGUCAGGUAAGAUUCUUUGGACAUAAAUAACAGUAUCUGUUUCUGUUCGAACACUUCUAAAGGCACUCUGACACUACAAUUUUCUCUUGGCUCCUCAGUUUGUUUGAAAGGGGUCAAGGUUCAUGGCAAGUGUUUCCUGGCUGAGCCUCUGAAGAAAAGCUACCACACAGCCUUUGACGACUGCAUUGCCCUGGGAGGUGUACUCAGUACCCCCUUGUCCAAGGACCAGAACGACCAACUCAGCGACUACAUCCACCUGAGCAUCGGCCCAGACGAGCAGAUCUGGCUGGGCAUCAGCGACAUGGUGACUGAGGGCAACUGGAUGGACCAGGCGGGCAACAGCAUCCUCUACAAGAACUGGGAUUCUGAAUCCAGAUCCCCAAAGACAGAUCGUUCCAAGAACUGUGCCAUCCUCUCAGAGGCCACUGGUGGGAAAUGGUUGGACAAGAACUGUCGUGAGGAGAAGGCCUCUGUCUGCGAGUUCAACAUAGUCUGAGGCAUGCCAUUUGUUAGCUGCAUUUCCCAUGCUUUAAUUAUAUUUUAUGUUCGCUACCAUGCAUUCUUUUCUACAAUGUACGCUUUGGUUUUAAAUUCAACCCCUGAAAAUGUCUAUUUUUGACCUUUUGGAACAAGUUACUGACACUUUUCUAGAGCUGAUACCCAGACAAAAAUGUUGGAGAAUUCUUUGUAUAACAUGGUGGUUUCCUGGACACAGAUUAAGGAUUAUCUAGGACUAUGAUUAAUCGGUGUCCAGCGAAACGUCCCAAUGACAAUAACACAUUUUCAUGUGAAUUUGCACAUUAUUUUGUACAAGUAUGAGAUCCUUACGUUACCAUCUAGAGCUAUGGUAGUUAAUCUGAUGCUUUCCUAUCUAAUUUACAACAAUUAUUUCAGAGAGCUAGCCUUUGAAUACUUGUUUGUUUUAUCACAAAAUGUCUAGCCUGAUAUUAACUGAACAAAUAUAA
Coregonus sp. 'balchen' is the source of this 1625-nucleotide messenger RNA. The record is from the annotation of a GenBank genome assembly. Lineage: Eukaryota; Metazoa; Chordata; Actinopteri; Salmoniformes; Salmonidae.